This is a messenger RNA of Vombatus ursinus (common wombat), 3457 nucleotides long. RefSeq names its product myelin regulatory factor (gene MYRF). Bases 32 to 3445 code for a protein of 1137 amino acids. The transcript is spliced from 27 exons. Gene Ontology annotation, molecular function: sequence-specific DNA binding; DNA-binding transcription factor activity. Gene Ontology annotation, cellular component: endoplasmic reticulum membrane; nucleus. Gene Ontology annotation, biological process: protein autoprocessing; positive regulation of DNA-templated transcription; central nervous system myelin maintenance. Lineage: Eukaryota; Metazoa; Chordata; Mammalia; Diprotodontia; Vombatidae. The record is from RefSeq and is a predicted model, not a curated record.
CUGUAGCGGCCGGAGCCGGGCCCGGGCAGACAUGGAGGUAGUGGACGAGACGGAGGCGCUGCAGCGGUUCUUCGAAGGCCAUGACAUCAAUGGGGCCCUAGAGCCUUCUAACAUAGACACAAGCAUCCUAGAGGAAUAUAUCAGCAAAGAGGACUCUUCAGACAUCUGCUUCCCCGAUAUACCUGCUCCUGCCGGCUACCCACACACCCAGCCCUCUGCCUCCAGCGGUGGCCAUCACCUGAGCCCACCAGGGGGUGGGGGAGGACCCUCCUCAGGCCGCCAUGGCCCCCUCCCACCCCCGCCCUGCGGGCCCGGCUUCAGUGCCCACCUCAACGUCAACAACAACAAUGGUCUGGCGGUGCCCAAAGGCUUUGCAGGGCACUGUCUGAGCGGGGGCUCGGGGCCACCUAUCAAAUCGGAGCCCAAGGCAGCCUAUGCCCCAGGCGCUCUGCCCGAUUCCCCUCCGGACUCCGGCUCUGAGGCCUACUCCCCCCAGCAGGUGAAUGACCCUCACCUCCUGCGAACGAUGACCCCCGAGAACAUGUGCCACGUCACCAUGCCCGCCCGCCUGGAGCACCCUCCCCCUCCGCCUCCCGCCACCCACCUGGCCGGCCCUCCCCUGCCUCCCCCGCCCCACUACCCCGUCCUGCAGCGGGAUCUGUACAUGAAGGCAGAGCCUCUCAUGCCCCCCUAUGCCAUGGGGCAGGGCGUGGCCCCCGGGGACCUGCACCAUGCCCAGCAGUCGCAGAUGCUUCACCAGCUGCUGCAGCAGCAUGGCACUGAGCUCCCUGCACACCCUUCCAAGAAGAGGAAACACUCCGAGUCACCCCCCAACACCCUCAACGCCCAGAUGCUCAACGGGAUGAUAAAACAGGAGCCAGGUACGGUGGCAUCCCUGCCCCUCCAUCCUGCCAGAGCCCCAACGCCACCCUGGCAUCAGCAAGGUCCCCUCUCGCCAGGACCGGGAUCCCUCCCCCUCAGCAUUGCCAGAGUCCAGACACCACCCUGGCAUCCGCAGGGGCCACCUUCACCAGGCCUCAUGCAGGACACGGAGAGCCUGAACGGCUCUUACCUGGAUCCCAAUUACCAGUCUAUUAAAUGGCAGCCACACCAGCAGAACAAGUGGGCCACGCUCUAUGAUGCCAAUUACAAGGAGCUACCCAUGCUCACUUACCGGGUGGACGCCGACAAGGGCUUCAACUUCUCCGUGGGCGACGACGCCUUCGUGUGUCAGAAGAAGAACCACUUCCAGGUGACGGUGUACAUCGGCAUGCUCGGGGAGCCCAAGUAUGUCAAGACCCCCGAGGGGCUGAAGCCCCUGGACUGCUUCUACCUGAAGCUGCACGGAGUGAAGCUGGAGGCCUUGAAUCAGUCCAUCAACAUUGAACAGUCCCAGUCUGACCGGAGCAAGCGGCCCUUUAAUCCUGUCACGGUCACGCUACCUCCAGAGCAAGUCACCAAGGUGACGGUGGGCCGCCUGCACUUUAGCGAGACCACGGCCAACAAUAUGCGCAAGAAAGGCAAACCCAACCCGGACCAGAGGUACUUCAUGCUAGUGGUAGCGCUGCAGGCUCACGCCCAGAACCAGACAUAUACGCUGGCCGCCCAGAUUUCAGAGCGCAUAAUCGUCAGGGCUUCCAACCCAGGCCAGUUUGAGAGUGACAGUGACGUCCUGUGGCAGCGGGCCCAGCUGCCCGACACGGUCUUCCACCAUGGCCGUGUGGGCAUCAACACGGACCGGCCCGACGAGGCCCUGGUUGUCCACGGCAACGUGAAGGUGAUGGGCUCCCUCAUGCACCCUUCGGACAUUCGGGCCAAGGAGCACGUGCAGGAGGUGGACACCACCGAGCAGCUGAAGAGGAUUUCCCGGAUGCGACUGGUCCACUACAGCUACAAGCCAGAGUUUGCGGCCAGCGUGGGCAUCGAGGCCUCCCCUGAGACUGGGGUCAUUGCCCAGGAGGUGAAGGAAAUCCUUCCAGAGGCCGUAAAGGACACUGGAGAUGUGGUCUUUGCCAACGGGAAAACCAUCGAGAACUUCCUGGUGGUGAACAAGGAGCGGAUCUUCAUGGAGAACGUGGGGGCCGUGAAGGAGCUCUGCAAGCUGACGGACAACCUGGAGACGCGCAUCGAUGAGCUGGAGCGCUGGAGCCACAAGCUGGCCAAGCUGCGCCGGCUGGACAGCAUGAAGUCCACGGGCAGCUCGGGCGCCUUCAGCCAAGCAGACAGCCAGUUCAGCCGAGCCGGGAGUGUCCCCCACAAGAAGCGUCCCCCUAAGAUGACCAGCAAGUCGCCCUCCGUGGUGCCGGACCAGGCCUGCAUCAGCCAGCGCUUCCUGCAGGGGACCAUCAUUGCCCUGGUGGUGGUCAUGGCCUUCAGCGUGGUGUCCAUGUCGACGCUGUAUGUGCUCAGCCUUCGGAACGAGGAAGAUCUAGUGGGCAUGGAUGGCUCUUUCGCUGUGUCUGCUUCCUGUCUUCUGGCCCUCCUCCGGCCCCGGGACCCCGGGGAGAGUGUGGCCCUGUGUCCAUGGUCGAGUCAAAGCUACGGGACCACUCAACUCCGCCAGUCCCCAGCCUCCAGCAGCCCUCCAGGCCCCCAGCCCUCCUCCCAGCCCGCUGCCACUGGCCUGCCAGACUCUGCCCCCGCCCUCACUGUCCGUCACUUGGACCUGUGCCUCAGUCCACCCUGUCCCGUCGUUUGCUGCUCCCUGCCCACCCCGAGCCCCUCCUCUGGCCAGAGCCCUGCCCCCAGCCCCACUGCCAACCGCUCAGGCCCGAGCCAGACCUCGCUGCUGCCGGUCACCAGCAUCAGAGCCAAGUCUUGGGGCCUUUCGGCCAACGGGAUCGCCCACGUCAAGCCCCCCAAGAGCCUGGAGCCCCCAGCCAGCCCCUCAGCCCCCUUCACUGGCGUGCAGGGCAAGGCCAAGAACAGCCCCAACCUAUCUAUCCCCGCCCGCGCCCGCCGCAGGGCCCCCCUGCUGAGCCCUGCCAUGCCCCCGCCUACCCGCUCCGACGGCCCGCUCGGAGCACGGCCCACCCUGAGCUCUAUCCAGGUCCUGGAGAACUCUCUGCCCAUCACGUCCCAGUACUGUGCUCCAGGUGACACCUGCAGGCCAGGGAACUUCACCUACCGCAUCCCCAUCAGCAGCAACACCCCCCUCCACCUCAGCGUGACCCUGCAGAUGAACUCCAGCUCCCCUGUCUCGGUGACAUUCUGCAGCCUGGUGUCUCAGGAGAACCCGUGUGAGCAGGGCAGCUUUCCCCACAGCCUCCACGUCCACAGUGACACCCAGGGUACCUCCCACCAGUGGCCCGUGGCCAUCUUGUCAUUCCAGGACUUCGUGUACCAUUUCCGAGUGGCCCUGCUGGGUCAGGCCAACUGCAGCUUGGAAGCGCCCACCCAGGCCGUCACAGACUAUUUCUUCCACUUCUCCCGCCUGUGUGACUGAGCUGGGCCCCCA